Molecule: messenger RNA, 3645 nt
Organism: Pleuronectes platessa (European plaice)
Lineage: Eukaryota; Metazoa; Chordata; Actinopteri; Pleuronectiformes; Pleuronectidae
Gene: usp8
Product: ubiquitin specific peptidase 8
Exons: 19
Coding region: 303-3539 (1078 amino acids)
Biological process (GO): protein K63-linked deubiquitination; Ras protein signal transduction; protein K48-linked deubiquitination
Cellular component (GO): extrinsic component of endosome membrane; postsynaptic density; cytosol
Molecular function (GO): cysteine-type deubiquitinase activity
Source: RefSeq, a predicted model, not a curated record
UACGAUGGUGUCGUUAUCUCGUUAAGCAGGUGGACUGUACACGCAUGACUAUGCGUUAUUUCUAGAUGAUAUAUCUCCUGGUGAACGCGAUUACAACCGCGACUACCUGUGCUGUUGUUAAAUAGCCCACAGGAGCUAACUGUGACGUUUAACUGCGUGAGAACCUUGCAUGCUAACUAACCGAGCUAGUUAGCUGCAACGCUAACAUUUGAUUAGCUGAAUUGUGUUUAUUUUCCAGAGAUGUCCGGAGCUGCUGCACAUCACUGACGGUUGCCCGCCUGUGACCGAACACAACCGCUAAGAUGCCUGCCGUGUCCAACGGGGUCAGAGACCUGUACCUGUCCACGUCUCUGGGAGACCUCAACAAAAAGGCAGCGAUCAAGCCGGACAAGACGAGCACCAGAAGCUAUGUUCAGAGUGCCUGCAAAAUCUUCAAGGCGGCGGAGGAGUGCCGUCUGAACCGAGAUGAGGAGAAAGCUUAUGUGAUGUACAUGAAGUAUUUAACAGUAUAUGACAUCAUCAAGAAACGACCAGACUUCAAGGAGCAGCCGGACUAUUUCAUGACCAUGCUUGGGCAAAACAGCUUCAAGAAAGCCAUCGAAGAAGCUGAGAAGCUAGCUGAUAGUCUUAAACUCAGGUAUGAGGAAGUGGAGGUUCGUAAAAAACUGGAGGAGAAGGAGAGACAAGAGGAAAAGAGAAGAAAAGAGGAAAUGACAGAGAAAGAUGGUGGUCAAGGGUCUCUGAAAGCUUCAUCAGCAAACAAGAAGGACAGCAAAAAGGUAAAAGGAGAGAAGAAUGAGCUGAAGAAUGCAACCUCAAAGGCUGCGGUGCCAGCUGGUGGGAUCACAGCUGAGAAACUGUUCCACAUGAUGAAGGAUCAGACGAUUACCAUAAUCGUGAUGGAUGCUCGCAGCCACACAAACUUUGAGGAGUCCCACAUUCAAGUCCCAGUGCAGAACUGCAUCAGCGUGCCUGAGGAGGCCAUUAGCCCAGGAAUCACCGUGACUCAGAUUGAGACAAAGCUACCGGAUGUGUCCAAAGAGCUUUGGAGGCAGCGAGGAUUUGUGGAUUAUAUUGUCCUGCUGGACUGGUUCAGUUCUGUCACUGACCUUAAGCUGGGCACCACCUUGAAGAGCCUCAAAGAUGCACUCUACAAGUGGGACAGCAGGACCAUCCUGCGUAGUGAACCACUGGUGUUGGAGGGCGGCUACGAGAACUGGCUGCUGUUUUACCCCAUGUACACAACCAACGCUAAAGUUCGGCCCCCCAGACAGAAUAUCCCCAACACCCUCCCUCAGUUGAACUUCAGCUACCCGUCCCUAGAGGAACCCAAACCCCCAUCCCCGACUCCACCAGAGCCUGAAGUCAUACACAAGCCUCCGGAAGCCACAGGUCCUGUGUUGGUGAAUGGUGUGACACCAGCAGAUCCCCCAACAUCUAAAACCUCCAUGGUUAUCGACGCAUUGCCAGACAUUAUCGAUUCUCACGUCAAUGUGUCCACUGAUUCUGGUCCGGACCUUAAUAAAAAGGGCCCAUCCAGCCAGUCACCUGCAUCAGCCAAAGCCUUUCCACAGUUUGACCGUGCCAAGAAACCCUUUGUCCAGGUGUCAGACGAGCCUAAUCCCAGCCAGAACGGUUCAGCGAAGGACUCCAGCCUGAAUGGCCCCGUUGUCCCUGACCGCACAGGCAAACCAUCCUUCAUGCCCAACAAUUCUCUGUCUAAGGAGGAGCAAAGUCAGAUUCACUCGGAGGUGGUGGCAGUGAUGGAGAAGGCAAAGCAAGAGCAGGAGAAACGCAACCAGGUGCGGCGUUUAGAGGAAGAGAGGCGGGAGAAGGAACAGAAAGAGAAGGAGCUGAAAGAAAGAGAGGCGAGUGAGACGAUGAAAAAGGAAGAAGAUGAGACGAAGCAUCAGGAGAAAAAGAAACUGGAAAGGCAAAAGGCAGAAGAAGAGGAAGACAAAGAGAACAGGACCUGGGCAAAGGAGCCGAACUCUGACACACCUUCGAAGAGCAUGUCUCUGGAUUCACCUGCUCCCAACCACCUUGUUAGUGAAAUUAAGAGGGAGCCCCUGACUAGAGCACGGAGUGAAGAGAUGGGCAGGAGUGUACCAGGCCUUCCAGAUGGCUGGAUGAAGUUCCUUGACACUGUUACUGGAACGUACCGAUACUACCAUUCUCCAACCAACCGCGUGCACCUGUACCCCCCUGAGGUCACGGUUCCACAGACCCCACCCUCCACUCCGCCAACAGCUAAACAGAAACCGCCACGACUAGCUGAGCAGGAUACCAAAACUGACGGCGAGCGGGAACAGUCGAAACUGAAACGCUCCUACUCCUCCCCUGACAUCAGCCAGGACCUGAGAGAGGAGGCCCAGAAGAAAGCCUCCGCCCCGACCGUCGCUGCGGUCAUACCCACCAUCAACAGAGAAACCAAACCUGUCAAUGCUAAGGUCUAUUCUAAAGUGGAGAUUACGCGGCCGUCAGCUGCAAAAAUUCGCAGCCUGAAUCCUACUUUUGGAGGUCAGGGCACGUCACUGACCGGCCUUCGCAACCUCGGAAACACCUGCUACAUGAACUCCAUCCUGCAGUGUCUGUGUAACACCCCGGCCAUGGCUGAGUACUUCAACAACAAUUACUACAUGGAGGACAUCAACAGGUACAACAUCCUUGGUCAUAAAGGGGAGGUGGCAGAGGAGUUUGGCGUGAUCAUGAAGGCGCUGUGGUCCGGUCUGUACAAGUGCAUCAGCCCGCGAGACUUCAAGAUCACCAUAGGCAAGAUCAACGAGCAGUUUGCUGGCUACGACCAGCAGGACUCCCAGGAGCUGCUGCUGUUCCUCAUGGACGGGCUGCACGAGGACCUGAACAAGGCGGACAACAGGAAGCGGUACAAGGAGGAGGAAAACGACCAUCUGGACGAUCAGGCGGCAGCCGACAUGGCCUGGGGCAAACACAAGCUGCUGAACGAGUCCAUCAUCGUAGCGCUGUUCCAGGGGCAGUUCAAGUCCACCGUGCAGUGUCUGACCUGCCAUCGCAAGUCACGGACAUUUGAGACCUUCAUGUACCUGUCUCUGCCUCUGGCCUCCACCAGCAAGUGCUCCCUGCAGGAUUGUCUGAGGCUGUUCUCCAAGGAAGAGAAGCUGACGGACAACAACAAGGUGUUCUGCAGACACUGCAAGGCCCACAGAGAUUCCACCAAGAAACUGGAGAUCUGGAAAGUCCCACCCAUUCUCCUGGUGCACUUAAAACGAUUCUCAUACGAGGGGAGAUGGAAGCAGAAGCUGCAGACAACCGUAGACUUUUCUCUCGACAGUCUGGACCUGGCUCAGUACGUUAUUGGACCCAAACAAACCCUGAAGAGAUACGGUCUCUAUGGAGUUUCUAACCACUACGGGGGAUUAGAUGGCGGCCAUUACACCGGGUACUGUAAGAACGCCACCAAGCAGCGCUGGUACAAGUUUGACGACCACGAGGUGGCAGAAAUCUCCACCUCCUCUGUCAAGUCGUCCGCAGCUUACAUCCUGUUUUACUCCGCCCUGUGAUUUAGCUGUGGGACAUGAAGACAGAAAACUGAAGCCAGAUCAGCGAUGCUCAAGCCUAGAGGUUGUUAACUUUUUUCGUUUUAAAAUCACAGCUGUGAGAACCUGG